AAGCAGAAGUGGAGAUGGCUUUCUUUGCGACCGUGCUCCUUCUCUGUUAUCUGUGUGAAGCAGAGCCCAGUGACGUCUCUCAGCCCGUUUCGGUGCGAACACUGAAGCUCGGAGAAUCGGCGACCAUCGAAUGCUUCUUAAAGAGUGUCAUUUAUAAUAGAGUGUGGUACAAACUGACAGCAGAGAGAAGACUGCAGGUGGUUGCAACUUAUUCUUCUCGCUACAAUUGGAGUGCAGUUGUUGACGAACUGAAACAUCGUUAUUCAGUUCAUUCCAAUGGGAUCAAUAAUCACUUGACCAUAACAGCAGCGUCUUGGGAUGAUGCUGGAACUUACUUCUGUGGAGUUCUGCGGCUGAAUGACAUUCAGUUUGGGUCAGGAACCUUGUUGAUGCUACAAGGCGUGAAGCUGAACCACUCUGUGGUCCAGCCGCCGAAAUCCCAGCCAGCCGGGUCGGAGGACGCCGUGCCUUUCAGCUGUACUUUCCACGCCGCUCAGUGCACGGCAGAGGACACUGGGGUCAUGUGGCUGAAAACCUCUCAGCGUUCCGCGCCAGAAGUCAUUCACGUGUCUCGGAAAGCAGACGACUCCUGUAAGAGGACCGAGCGCGGGGAAACGACCUGCGUGCACAAGCUCCUCGUCAGAGACGUCGACUCCGACGGAGGGGGAACUUACUACUGCGCCCCCACCGUGUGUGGACAGACACAGUUUGGAAAUGUGUCCAUGGUUUUUAACAGUGGCCUGAAUCCAACUGUUGUUGUACUGGUGACGUCAAACAUCAUUUUUGGAAUCACGACUCUCCUCCUGUCCUGGAUGCUUUGUAGAUCCCGGAGGAAAGCUUCUGCUGGGGCCCCUAAAAGAACUUUUGCUGAUCAGACUGCAGAAUCCGUCGUCUAUUCGAGUGUGUCUUCGCCCCACCGAAUCGUCGAUUGCCGAUCGUCCACAGCGACGCACAGCGGUGUGGUUUAUUCUGACACUAGAAGCUGAAGAACAGAACCAUCUUGGACUAAAGACAAAGAAGAAAUACUGAAUAUUGUUGAAUACAUGUCUUUAAAUAAUGUAUUGUAGUAUAAUGUUAGUAGUGAAGCAUAACUGACCAAGAUAGCAACGGAAAAAUCAAGAAUGUCAUAGAGAUGGUGAUAAUUAAAUAUCUGUUAUGCAUUGACUAGUACAGCAAUCGCUAUGGAAACUCUGAACCUGCUUGAACGUGUGUUGCUGUUGAUGUUUUGUAUCAUGUUUGGGUUCUAACACUAUGAUUUAUUUGUGAAAGUCCUAUAAAGUUUUACCAUUGUUGUCUUAAAGCAUCAGACGAGGACAGUGUGAAAAGUGGCCGUGGAGUUGCAAGGCAAUGUAAGGCUGUGGAGGAGACGGCAUGGAUGGGAAGGAACAG
Molecule: messenger RNA, 1389 nt
Organism: Xiphophorus maculatus (southern platyfish)
Lineage: Eukaryota; Metazoa; Chordata; Actinopteri; Cyprinodontiformes; Poeciliidae
Exons: 6
Coding region: 15-986 (323 amino acids)
Biological process (GO): response to bacterium
Source: RefSeq, a predicted model, not a curated record